GUCUCUGCAGCCGGAGCUCCAGGUCUUGUCUUCACUGCUGUGUGUCCUCUGCUCCUAGAGGCCCAGCCUCUGUGGCCCUGUGUCCUGCAGGUAUUGGGAGAUCCACAGCUAAGACGCCCGGGAGCCCCUGGAAGCCUAGAAAUGGGGCCAUUGCAAUUUAGAGACGUGGCCAUAGAAUUCUCUCUGGAGGAGUGGCAUUGCCUGGACACUGCACAGCGGAAUUUAUAUAGGAAUGUGAUGUUAGAGAACUACAGAAACCUGGUCUUCCUUGGUAUUGUUGUCUCUAAGCCAGACCUCAUCACCUGUCUGGAGCAAGGAAAAAAACCUUUGACCAUGAAGAAACAUGAGAUGGUAGCCAACCCCUCAGUUACGUGUUCUCAUUUUGCCCGAGAUCUUUGGCCAGAGCAGAGCAUAAAAGAUUCUUUCCAAAAAGUGACACUGAGAAGAUAUGAAAACUAUGGACAUGACAAUUUACAGUUUAAAAAGGGCUGUGAAAGUGUAGAUGAGUGUAAGGUGCACAAAAGAGGUUAUAAUGGACUUAACCAAUAUUUGACAACUACUCAAAGCAAAAUAUUUCAGUGUGAUAAAUAUGUGAAAGUCAUUCAUAAAUUUUCAAAUUCAAACAGACAUAAGAUAAGACAUACUGGAAAAAAACCUUUCAAAUGUAUAGAAUGUGGCAAAGCUUUUAACCAGUCUUCAACCCUUACUACACAUAAGAAAAUUCAUACUGGGGAGAAACCCUUCAAAUGUGAAGAAUGUGGCAAAGCCUUCAACUGGUCCUCACACCUUACUACACAUAAGAGAAUUCAUACUGGAGAGAAACGGUACAAAUGUGAAGACUGUGGCAAAGCCUUUAGCCGGUUUUCAUACCUUACUGCACAUAAGAUAAUUCAUAGUGGAGAGAAACCCUACAAAUGUGAAGAAUGUGGCAAGGCCUUUAAGCGCUCCUCUAACCUUACUACACAUAAGAUAAUUCAUACUGGAGAGAAACCCUACAAAUGUGAAGAAUGUGGCAAGGCCUUUAAGCGCUCCUCUAUCCUUACUGCGCAUAAGAUAAUUCAUAGCGGAGAGAAACCCUACAAAUGUGAAGAAUGUGGCAAAGCCUUUAAGCACCCCUCUGUCCUUACUACACAUAAAAGAAUUCAUACUGGAGAGAAACCCUACAAAUGUGAAGAAUGUGGCAGAGCCUUUAAGUACUUCUCAUCCCUUACUACACACAAGAUAAUUCAUAGUGGAGAGAAACCCUACAAAUGUGAAGAAUGUGGCAAAGCCUUCAACUGGUCCUCACACCUUACUACACAUAAGAGAAUUCAUACUGGAGAGAAACCCUACAAAUGUGAAGAAUGUGGCGAAGCCUUUAAGUACUCCUCUUCCCUUACUACACAUAAGAUAAUCCAUACUGGACAGCAACCCUUCAAGUGUGAAGAAUGUGGCAAGGCCUUUAAGUGCUUCUCUAUCCUUACUACACAUAAGAGAAUUCAUACUGGAGAGAAACCCUACAAAUGUGAAGAAUGUGGCAAAGCCUUCAACUCGUCCUCACACCUUACUGCACAUAAGAGAAUUCAUACUGGAGAGAAACCCUACAAAUGUGAACGAUGUGGCAAGGCUUUUAAGCGCUCCUUUAUCCUUACUAGACAUAAGAGAAUUCAUACUGGAGAGAAACCCUACAAAUGUGAAGAAUGUGGCAAAGGCUUUAAGUGCCCCUCUACCCUUACUACACAUAAGGUAAUUCAUACUGGAGAGAAACUAUAAAUGUGAGGAAUGUGGCAAAGCUUUAAGCUAUCCCACUAUGCUUUUUUCACAUAAGAAAAUUCAUAUUGGAGGGAAACUGUACAAGUGUGAUAAAUGUGGCAAAGCCUUUAUUUCAUCCUCAAACCUUAGUAGACAUUAGAUAAUUCAUGCGGGAAAGAAACCCAACAAAUAAGAAAAUGCAGCAAAGCCUUUAAGGACACCUCUGCCCUUACUAGACAUAAGAUAAUUCGUACUGGAGAGAAACCCUGUGAGUUUGAUGAAUGUCGGAAAGCCUUUAACCAGCUAUCAACUUUUACUAAAUAUGAGAAUUUAUAUGGAACAUAAACCCUACAAAUAUAAAGAAUGUGACAACGCUUUUAGGAAGUUCUGAACCCUUCUUACACAUAAUUCAUGCUGGACAAAAAUCCUACAAGUUUGAGGAAUGUGGCAAAUCCUAUAACAAGUUUUCAAUAUUUUUUUUUUUGAGAUGAAGUUUCAUGCUUGUCAUCCAAGCUGGAGUACAGUGCCAUGAUCUCGGCUCACUGCAACCUCUGCCUCCUGGGUUUAAGCCAUUCUCCUACCUCAGCUUCCUGAGUAGCUGGGAUUACAGGUGUCCUCCAACAUGCCCAGCUAAUUUUUUUAUUUUUAGUAGAGAUGCGACUUCGCCAUGUUUGCCAGGCUGGUCUCGAACUCCUGACCUCAGGUGAUCCACCCACCUUGGCCUCCUAAAGUGCUGGGAUUACAGGCGUGAGCCACGACGCCCAGCCACAAGUUCUCAAUUCUUAAGAGGCAUGGCAAUAAUUCAUGUUGAAGAGGAAAUCCGCAAAGCUAAAAAAUGUGACAUUGCUUUUACGAACACCUCCAACUUCUCUACACAUAACAAUAAUUAUACUAGUGUGAAACCCUAGAAAUAUAUAAAAUGUGACAAAGCCUUUAUAUGGUUGCCACUCUUGAUUGUAGGUUGGAUAAUUCAUACUGGCAAAACUCCUACAAGUGUGAAGAAUGUGGCAAAACUUUUAAUCAGUUCUUACACCUUAUCUCACAGAAAAGCUAGUAUCCUUGAGAAAAAUUGUACAAAUAGAAGGAAUAUGGAAAACCUAUUAAUUCCUACUCACAUCUAACUCAACAUAAAAAUCUUCCUUUUAAUAAAAGCAUUAAAAUGGCAAUUACUGUCAAAACUUUCAGCAAGUAUAAGCCUUUAAAGUGAAGAAGAGUAUUUAUUGUGAAGACAAGCAUUACAAAUAUAAAGGGAGUUACAUAGUACAUUUACUAGUAUCACAGAUCUUAUUGCACACAUUUUGUACUGGAGGAAAAUCCUAAAGCAGUUGCUCAAGUUUGUUCAACAUCAGGGAAUUUAUAUUGGAGAUGAGUCCUACAAAUGUAUUAAGUUUAGAAACACUUUUUUUUCCCCAGAAACUACAGCUUAGAAAACAACAGAGAGUUUAUGCUAAAAUAUAAUUUUGCAGAUGCAGUAAAUAUUAAAAAAUAUUUAAUUCAAAAUAGAUUGUAUAUAAAUAUCAAGAGAGUUUACAGUAGAAUAACUAAGGCCCCGACACUUCAGACAUUACACUAAAUCAGAGCAUUGAAUAUAAAAACUAAUCCACAACUGCAGUUUUUAGGUAAAUGAUUUCUAUUUAACUUUAAAAGGAGUAGAUUUUUGGAAGCAUUGUAAUUACGUUGAAAGUAUACUUGUUUCCUUGAAUAAAAUUUUUUGAAAGCUGAAUAAUGAUGUAAUACAGCUUUCAAAUUAUGCUGUUAUUUUAUUUCUAUUCACAUGUGAGAAAGCAUGUGAUCAGUGGCUUCUGCAUCAGAGAUAUUCGAUUUUUUUACAUUAUUUGGACAUUAUGACUUUUUCUAUAAAAUAGUAAGAACAUUAAAAUGUAAGACGCAUAAUGAAAAUACAAGUGGAGAAGCUGUUUGUAGUAAAAUUCUAUUAAGUAAUGUAUAACGUAAAUGUUCAGAGCAAUACUUUAUUAUAGUGACACAAAGAAAUAAUUAAAAGUAUAUUAAAAUAAAUGAGUAUAUUACUUUACUACUUGUACUUUUAUGUAAUAAAAUGCAGUGCAUUUUAAAACUGUUAGGGCCGGGCUUGAUGGCUCAUGCCUGUAAUUUCAGCACUUUGGGAGGCCAAGGUGGGCAGAUCACCUGAGGUCAGGAGUUCGAGACCAGCCUGACCAACAUGGAGAAACCCAGUCUCUACUAAAAAUACAAAAAAAAUUAGCCAGGCAUGGUGGUGCAUGCCUGUAAUCUCAGCUACUCAGGAGGCUGAGGCAGGAGAAACACUUGAACCUGGGAGGCAGAGGUUGCAGUGGGGCAAGAUUGUGCGAUUGCACUCCAGUCUGGGCAACAAGAGCAAAACUCUGUCUCAAAAAAAAAAAAGUUUGUUAGAUUAUUUGUGAACUUAAUUUUAUUUUAUUUUUACCAUGGUAAGACUACCGUGCGUUUAAUGAACCAUUAUUGUGCCACUAACUGUAUCCCACUUUACUCAAGGGUGUAGGUACAAUAUUGUAGGAAUAUACUAUUUCAUACAUUGUAAAAUAACAUCUUUAGUAAUCACUGUCAGUGGCUUUAAACUGCAAAUGAGUUAAAUAUUGUUCCCAUAGAUUAAAUUUUGACUCUUUAUUAUUUAAAUUUUUUAUUUGUAUUCGUGGGUAUAUAAUAUGUGUAUAUAUUUAUGCCUUAUAUGGCAUCUUUUGACUCAGGCCUACAAUAUGUAGUAAUUACAUUAUGGUAAAUAAGGUAUCCAUCACCUCUAGCAUUUAUCUUUUGUAUUACCAAUAGUGUAAUUAUAUGCUUUUAUUCAUUUUAAAAUGUACAAUUAAAUUGUUAUUGACUACAGAAUUAUUUCUAUGAUCAUAAUAAUUAUACAAAAAUGUAAAUAAAAUACGGCCAGGCACAGUGGCUCACAUCUGUAAUUCCAGCACUUUGGGAGGCCGAGACAGGUGGAAUGCUUGAGGUUAGGAGUUCAAGGCCAGCCUGGCCAACGUGGUGAAACCUUGUCUCUACUAAAAACACAAAAAUUAGGCAUGGUGGCACAUGCCAGGAGGCUGAGGCAGGAGAAUCGUUUGAGCCCAGGAGGCAGAGGUUGCAGUGAGCUGAGAUCAUGCCACUGCACUCCAGCCUGGCUGACAGAGUGAGUCUCCAUCUCAAAAAAUAAAAUAAAAAUAAAAUCCAUACAUUUCUGAGUCCUGAAAAAUUAUAAAUACUUGUAAUAUAGUUUUCCUUGAACAUGUGGUCUCUGCCUGCAAACACAUAGACUUUUAGUUUUAAUUUACAUAGAGUUAAAUAUACACAUAUUACUCUGAAGAUAAACCUGAGGUGUAAGAAAAUUAUGAAUUGAGUGUUUUUGUGUGAGUAUAGGUUUGUACAUAUUUUCAGAAUAAAAGCAAUUACUGCAACAAAACAAAUUAUGUUAUUUAGGUGAUUAACAAAACUAAACACUUUUAAAAUGGUGAAAGCAAAUCUAUACUUUCUGCUUUGUAUUGAAUUUAUUAAUAUAAAAUGUUCUGGCCUGUGAUUCGGAUUCUCCCCAGAGUCUGCCUAUUAAAGCACAGGCAACUUUGUCUCCAGAAACAACUCUCUUGAGUACAAUAAUAAAAGCCCUCUUAAAACAGGAAAAAAAAAUCAUUUUUAACACUUAUUUGAAUGAACAUUCAACCAAAAUUGAAUAAUUGGAUAUAUUUUUAUUGUUCUAUGUGUGUGUGAAUGUAUAAAUGGUGCAUAAAAAAUAAUUUAAGCCAGAAAAAUAGUUAUUUGUAAUGAAUAAAACUAAAAAGUAGUUAAUUAUUAUAUCCAGUUGAUAUCUUUGUUUAUGUAGAUAACAAAAGCAGCAGAAAGACUCUUUUUUUUUUUCCAUGAUGGAGUGUUGCUCUGUCUUCCAGGCUGGAGAGCAGUGGCGUGAUCUCAGCUCAUGGCAACCUCCACCUCCUGGGUUCAAGCAAUUCUCCUGCCUCAGCCUCCUAAGUAGCUGGGAUUACAGGCAUGCACCACCACGUCUGACUAAUUUUUGUAUUUUUAGUAGAGACAGGGUUUCAUCAUGUUGGCCAGGCUGGUCCCAAACUCCUGGCCUCAUGAUCUGCCUGCUUCAGCCUCCCACGGUGCUGGUAUUAGAAUCAUGAGCCACCGUGCCCAGCAAAAGAUGAUUUUAAACAUUUAUUUAGGUGGGUAGGCAACAUUCUAAGAUAAUACCCUGGAUUACCAGUCUGUUGCACACGUGCUGUGUCAUACUUUCCUCUUGAGUGUAAAAAAAAUGUGUGACUGUGGUGGGAAAUCACUUAUGAAAUUAGGUUACUCAUCCGUAGACUUUGUGUUUAUCAAAAUGGAGAUUAUCCUGAUUGUGCUAAACUUAAUCAGAGGUGCUUUUAAGAGAAAGAGACACAUCACAGAAAAACACCCCUGCUGGCCUGAAAGUAAGUGACUUCUAGGUAGAACAUGUUGUAAGCUGCUUAUGGUGGCCACAUGGCGGGAAAAAUGUUUGUAUCUUGCCAUCAUUUCUGCCUCCUCCAUGUUGCUUCCAGUAAGGAACAUAAGAGGAUUCUAUGGCAGAGGGAAAAAAAAGGGAAUCUCAUUCAUUCAAGAAAUAAUCACCUCUCAUCUGGGAUAGCUUAAGAGAAACAGGAGACCACAACAGGUCCACAUUAAUGGGAGGAAAAAGGUAACCUGGGUAAAAGUGCUCACUGGCAUUAUGGAACAGUAUUUAGUAAGCUGUAGUGAAUGAUCAGCCUCUGGGAUACCAAUAGUCUACCAACAAGGCUGAACUCAUUCUAAUUCAAUCAGCAUGUCUGCACCAUUCUGGUGACACAGGUUUACACUAUUUAUUACAGAAAUGCCAUGAAGACCAGUGGGUAAUGUCCUAAAAUUGAACUUACUUCAAAAAGUAUACCUAAUUGUCUGUUUUCAUAUUUGAAAAACCUUAAAAACAAUGAAUUUAUAAAUAAUUAACUUCUAAUUAUAGAGGAUUCUACUAUACUGUAAUACAAGAUUAAACUGUAAACACAUUAAUAUGAAUAUUUUUUGAAUCCAUGAUUAGUUAUGUAGAUAGUUUCUUUUAGAUUCACAUGACCAAGGUAACAUUAGAGAAAACAUUUGAAAUGGAAUAAAAUUUACCAAGACCACAUUUUUUCAAUGGCUUCGCAUAAUUGCCGUACUUACAGAAAUGGCCAGAUGACUAACAAGAAACAAAGGCAAGAUUUAAGCUUUGCUCAAUGAUUGUUUUUGACCUUUUGAAAUCUGAAAUCCUGGCUAAAGUAUUCAAAGGGAGUAUUUUAUAGGGGCUUCCCAGGGUUUCCAAGUAAUUGAAGAAAGAAUUUCUUUUUUUUUUUUUUAGAAGGAUUCUCACUCUGUCACUCACGCUGCACUGCAAUGGUACGUGCUCAGCUCACUGCAACCUCCACCUCCCUGGUUCAAGUGAUUCUUCCGCCUCAGCCUCCUGAGUAGCUGGGAUAACAGGCACCCGCCAUUAUGCCCGGAUAAUUUUUGUAGUAGAGAUGGGAUUUCAUCAUGUUAGCCAGGCUUGUCUUGAACUCCUGACCUCAGGUGAUCCAUCCACCUCAGCCUCCCAGAGUGCUGGGAUUACAGGCAUGAGCCACUUUUCCCAGCCAGAAUAAUUUUGGUAGGCAGGAAAAUGCACAUUAUGUACACACAUUGCUCUUCUCUGAUUUGCUUUAACACUGAAAAACUGAAGAUUGUAAAUGUAGUCUCAAUUUAGAGUGAAUUAACAAAAGAUUUGUUUUUCAAAAAAGCAAAUGUAUAAAAUUAAUGGGUAACAGAUGCCAUUAGUUGCUAAAAAAUAGUAUGACUAAAGUUGGUAAUUAUCUAGCUAUGCAAAUAACAGCCCAAUUAAAUUAAGACUCUAUUGGGUGCAUGUGGAAAGCAUUGAUGUGCAGUGUGGUGCCUCCACUCAGCAUUUCCUUACUGUCUCUUUACAGAGAUACCAAUUCCCCCUGAAUUACUCAGGGUCCAUAAUGGUUUUAGAAAUGUUUGUUCUCUGGAGCUGUAAAGAAAUAGCACUUGAAAAUAAAUUUAAUUUUUCUUAGCAAGGCCAUUUUUACUUUUUGCAGAAAGCAGUUUUGCCACGAGUACACUGAACAGAGGAGACAGAGUCAUUUAUAACUUGACGUGUCCACCCUACUGCUGUGUCUGGUUUUCAUUGGCUGGAAUGGGACCUCACAUUCUGUAUGUCCCAAUUGUUUAGCAACUUAGAACUUUUUAAAAGAGACAAAGGCAGAGGAGAACAAAGGAAGGAGGAAGUAACUUGUGGAAUGCUGAGAAAGGUAAAAAUACCUUCAAAUAAGGAGGAGGAACAGGCUAUGACCUAAUGCUUGCUUGGAUUAGUAUAAGCAUGCCAGGGCAAAUAUUUAGGCUAAAUUGUGGGAGCUAAGAACAUAAAGUACAUUGAUUUUUUAAUUGUGCUUAGCAGAUAUUUAAGAAUGUUAGCACAGGUCUUUGAAUAAACUUUGCUUCUAAGAGAAGUUACUAUUCAUAAUUAGGUAGAAAAGUCUUUGAAGAGGAACCUCUACUUCACUUUUUACACUGUGAACUGAGAAUGCUGUGUUCAGAGUGAUUACUGAAAACAUGGUUAAUACACUUCUUCCAUAUGAUAAUAAAAUGUUAUAAAUCUUA
Molecule: messenger RNA, 8352 nt
Organism: Homo sapiens (human)
Lineage: Eukaryota; Metazoa; Chordata; Mammalia; Primates; Hominidae
Gene: ZNF737
Product: zinc finger protein 737
Exons: 4
Coding region: 142-1752 (536 amino acids)
Biological process (GO): regulation of DNA-templated transcription; negative regulation of transcription by RNA polymerase II
Cellular component (GO): nucleus
Source: RefSeq, marked validated